Messenger RNA from Aspergillus eucalypticola CBS 122712, 928 nucleotides. RefSeq lists its product as uncharacterized. Bases 223 to 606 code for a protein of 127 amino acids. The record is from RefSeq and is a predicted model, not a curated record. NCBI's taxonomy places the organism in Eukaryota, Fungi, Ascomycota, Eurotiomycetes, Eurotiales, Aspergillaceae. The transcript is spliced from 3 exons.
UUCUUGAUUUGUUUCUGAUUCUUUCUAGUUCUGUCCAUUGCCUGCUUGGCUACUACCUGCCUACUAUUGGUAUCUAAUCUAGCUUCCAAUAAUCUCAUACAUACUACCAAUCAACUACCUACAUACCAAUCUUCGACUUCUAUCUAAUCUCCCACACAAACAAUCUUUACCACCCCCUUUCCUUUCUCACCUCGACCCAGACAACACAAAUCCCCCCUCAAAAUGAGCAUCGGCAAGAUCAUCGGCAAAAUCAUCAUUAUCCCCAUCAUCAUCAUCAUUGCCAUCUGCGUCGGGAUCUAUUUCCUCAUUAAGCACCGUCGUGAGCGCAAGCGCGAACGCCGCGAAGAUAAUCUCCGCGCCCAGUACUACCGGCAACAGUACCAGCAGCAGUACAUGUAUCCACAUAUGCAAAUGAAAUCACAACAACAGCAGCAGCAGCAGCUGGGCACGCCGGCCCCACCAUACUAUAACCAGGCUUAUGCUGCGGGACAGCAGCCUGUGGCGUUGAAUGAAGGGGAGUAUGGAUAUUCUGAGACGAUGAUGAAGAAGCCGGAGCCGGUGGUGUAUCCGGUGCAGCAGCAGCAUCCGGGAUCGGAGGUGGUUUAGUUCAGCUUGAGAUGGGCUUGAUGGGCUUAUAGGUGUUAUACUUGUUUUAUGGGCUGUUUGUUGGAUAUGACUUUGUGACAUGAUACCUGUAUUGUUUUUGUUGAGUAUGUUUAGUUGAUUGGCUUUGGAUAUGGAUUGUUUAUGACACGUUCUAUGGUCAUGAUGUAUGGAUGAAAUAUAAUCUGCUUUUUCAUAUCAAUGAUCAGAUGGCAUAGCUGUCUUAUGCACCUUCCCUGAUACCCGGAAACAAUAGGCUUUAUUGUUCUCGGACCCCUCAUCAUCUAAGCAGACUGUUGACUAGUGUAACUAUCGCCAGCCACCU